AAUAACCAGUUGUUGCUUGCUGCAAAUGCGCCAUUGUCACAGCACGAAAACAUAAAAACAAGCAAAGAAGCCUUUCUGAUAUUCAACAGCAAAUCAACCCUUGUUUUUCACUCCUCUUUCUUUCUUUCUUUUUCCUCUUUUUUUCUCUUCAACCAAACAAACCCAGAAAAAUUUCUCUUCCAGGGUGUUGAGGAGAGAGAGAAAAUCACCCAUCAAUGGAGAAUUCAACAAGGUUAGUUCAAGAUAACAACGGGAGCUUGAACUUUCCAUCAUCAUCUUCUUCUUCUUCAUCUCCUUUGAACUCUCCACAUAGCAACAGUGGAACCAACAACAGCAGCAAUGGGGUCGUCCAAAUUCACACCCCACCUUUAACUCCGAUCCCCAUCUCCAGAUCUCAGACCAACCCUUACCCAACAACGUUUGUCCAAGCUGACACGACCAGUUUCAAACAGGUUGUCCAAAUGCUCACUGGUUCAUCGGAGACUGCUAAACAAGCUUCCUCGAAGCCUCCAACACAACAACAACAACACCAUCAUCAAGAUCAUCAAAGAAUAUCAACAAAAUCAUCUUUUCCUAUCCCUCCCAUGAAAACAAACUCCCCCAAGAAACAAAAUUUCAAGCUUUAUGAGAGGAGGAACAGUAACCUGAAGAACAACCUCAUGAUGAUCAACACUUUCCUGCCUUCUAGUGGCGGCGGCGGUGGCGGAGGUGGUGCUUUUUAUUCGCCGAGGAAUGCGGAGAUCUUGUCUCCGAGCUUACUUGACUUCCCGAAGCUAGCUCUUAGCCCGGUUACACCAUUAAAUGAGGACACUAUCAACAAGGCUUCGCCUUCUUUAGGGAAUUCAUCUGAGGAAGACAAAGCUAUAGCGGAGAAAGGCUUUUACUUGCAUCCAUCACCUAUGUCGACUCCUAGAGACACUGAGCUUCAGCUGUUGCCACUGUUCCCGGUUACUUCUCCAAGACUUUCAAGCUCCUCUUCUUAAAAAUUCAGAGAACAAAUUGAUUAUGUUAGUUUGAGAGUGGUUUGUCAAGAGGGUUAGGCUGAAUUUGAGUGGGAAAAAAAUGAAGUAAUGAGGAUCUUUCUUCAAUUGUAUGAUUUGAUCUCCUUUUAAUUAUGGUAAAGCUCUUCCUUUUCACCA
Hibiscus syriacus is the source of this 1139-nucleotide messenger RNA. RefSeq names its product VQ motif-containing protein 19-like. The record is from RefSeq and is a predicted model, not a curated record. The transcript has a single exon. NCBI's taxonomy places the organism in Eukaryota, Viridiplantae, Streptophyta, Magnoliopsida, Malvales, Malvaceae. Bases 216 to 983 code for a protein of 255 amino acids.